AUGGAUGGCAAGAGGAAUAAGAAACCGUUGACAUUCAUCCUCUCCUCGGAACGGACGAUCCUCCCAUUGGCACUGCCUACAUUCAGCGGUAUCCGAGACGUGGUAGGAAUCAAGGCUCCUGGGAGGCAGUCUGGGGAUCCAAGAGGGAACUCAAUCAAGUUAUCCGGGACAGUCCCAGUCCCUCACCGUUGGUGCGGCCAUGUUGUUGCAAUGCAGGGGGUCUCGAAUCAGCUCUACGAGGACACUAAUUUGGUGGAUUUCCGGCACAUCAUCGACUACUUUGCGCUGUACAACAGCUCCGAACCUACAGGCACGGCAAUCCGCGGCGUCAACAUCUGCUGCUACGGUGAAAUCAAGCUCCACCGAACGCAGCUGUACGUCCGAGUUGAAAUGCCAGAGACGCAACCCAUCCGCCGUGUGUUCCAGAAGGAGACAUCUCCCCCAUCUCGAAGCUUCUUGGAUGCCUCCUCAGAGCAACCGGGACGUAGCAUUCCUGAUGAUGGAGAUGGAUACUGGACGCGAUUGUGGGGAUGGGCGCCUAUGUACUGGAAUAUGGAUAUCGGCAGAGUAUUGGUCGUUCGAGCAGAUAACCGUGAUCUCUACGUUGAUGAGUUGAGGCUGAUAGGUUAUUUUACGAGAGAUGGAGUUCUAAACUUCACUAAUCGCGAGAACAUAGAAAAAUGGGGGGAUAUUGGCUCUAAGCCACCAUUGGCCUCUCGCCGCAGUGGUGAGAAACUCAGCGCCCAAUUCGACAGGCCAUGA
Molecule: messenger RNA, 762 nt
Organism: Cladophialophora psammophila CBS 110553
Lineage: Eukaryota; Fungi; Ascomycota; Eurotiomycetes; Chaetothyriales; Herpotrichiellaceae
Exons: 5
Coding region: 1-762 (253 amino acids)
Source: RefSeq, a predicted model, not a curated record